This is a messenger RNA of Pieris rapae (cabbage white), 5226 nucleotides long. RefSeq names its product neuroligin-1-like. Gene Ontology annotation, cellular component: cell surface; synapse; postsynaptic membrane. The record is from RefSeq and is a predicted model, not a curated record. Gene Ontology annotation, biological process: neuron cell-cell adhesion; modulation of chemical synaptic transmission; presynaptic membrane assembly. The transcript has 15 exons. Lineage: Eukaryota; Metazoa; Arthropoda; Insecta; Lepidoptera; Pieridae. Gene Ontology annotation, molecular function: signaling receptor activity; neurexin family protein binding. The coding region runs from base 386 to 2641 and encodes 751 amino acids.
UCUCCGCACGUUUCUCUCCGGAAAAGGCUUCAAGUAUCGAAAUAAUUUCGCAUCAUAUAUUUGACUGAAGACGUCUUUAAACUUUCGCCGCGUUGUGGACUAGAUCUUAGGUGGUAUUGUGCUAUGUCACGCAGUACGGGCCCGUCUGAGGUCACUCAUCACCUGUCACAUUAGUCUUGAGUGAAGUGUGUAAUUAUGUAUGUAAGUGAGGGCAGAGCGCGCCGCGUGAUUGUGUCGACCCUCAUCCUGCGAGCGCCCUUUGUGUCCCGCAGAUAAGUUGCCCAACUGACAGGAUCUAGGGGACUUCAUAUUUUGAUAUGAUUAACAUUUUGAACAUUGGAUCAGUUCGAGGAUUUUAAUGACGCCCCCUGUCGCGUAAUGGCGCAUGGAGUGGUCGUGGCGGGCGUGGUGCGCGCUCGUCCUCACCGCGCUUCACCUCGCCGCCGCCGGUCCUCGAUACAGCUCGCGAAUCGUGCACACGCAGCCAGGAGCCAUCCGUGGUAUCAUAGUAGAGCCGGCUUCACGAAGACUGGAGCCUGUGGAGGUGUUCCGAGGGGUGCCUUACGCAUCACUGCCGCCUCGUUUGCGCGCUCCUCUACCGCCUACCCCUUGGCCUGGCACGCGUCUCGCCGACACCUUUGCGCCCGUCUGUCCACAGCGAAUUCCAGAUAUAGCCAACAAGACUGCAGCGUUGUCGAGGAUGCCGCUUGGGGUUUACAACGAGCUGGUGGCAUUAAAACCACUGCUUGUCAAUCAGAGCGAAGAUUGUCUCUACCUGAACAUCUAUGUACCCGGUAGCGGGUCCCGAGGCGUCGAGGCGCCCUAUGCAGUUGUAGUUUGGGCGGGCGCCGGCCCAGAAGGCGGAUCGGGCAACGCUUUAGAUGGAGCAGUUUUGGCAGCUCGGGCGCACCUGCUAGUUGUCACACUCAACUAUAGGAUAGGAUUACUUGGUUACUUAACGACGGGUGAAGAUGAUGAGGCUUCACUAUCGGGAGGCGCUGCAGUGAUGGACGUAGUGGCAGCGUUAUCCUGGAUACGAACAAACAUCGCUGCCUUUGGCGGUGAUGCCCACCGUGUCACGCUCCUGGGACACGCCGCUGCCGGAGCAUUAGUCAAUACUGUCGUCAUGCUGCCCAGCAUAAAAGGUCUAGUAUCUCGCAUCGUGCUCCUAAGUGGGUCCGCACUAAGUCCAACAGCAUUAUCACCGGACCCCGCGCUAGCACGGGAACACGCCGCGCAAGCUUUACGCUGCACUAGAGAUAUGCACCCUGGAGAACAUUGGUUAAUAUCGUGUGUCUCGAACCGUCCUCUGGCAGCGCUCGUUGCUGUAGAGGCGCCCCGGGCGCGUUUUCUUGCGGGUUGGGGUCCUGGUGUACCCCGCUCACGAGACUUGCCCAAUCCUUCACCAAGUCGAGCGUUGCAUGCCAGCGACACCUUCCUAGAUUGCGCCCUGGCUGUUAUCGUUACUACGACUGAGAGCUAUCACUUUUUCAGCGAGGAUGAUAUACGACACGGCUUUGAAGAAGAGUACAGAAAUCGGGUGUUGCGUACGUACGUCAGAAACGUGUACCGGUUCCAUCGCAACGAAAUUUUUGCGGCUGUUCGCAAUGAGUACACAGACUGGGAGAAGCCAAUACAGCAUCCAAUAAAUAUCCGCGAUGCUACCUUGGAGGCGCUAAGCGAUGGGGCUGGUGCUGCCCCCGCCUUACGAGUCGCCCAACUGCAUGCACGACGAGGGGCGCCUACGUACCUUGCCCACUUCGCACAUCACUCACGUGACGCAGAUUAUCCGCAGCGGUUGGGCAGUGUGUCCAGUGAGACUCUGCCAUACUUCCUCGGAUUACCGCUUGUGGGUGGGUUAUCACGAAACUACUCCCGCGGAGAUGUGACCGUAGCGGAAGCCUGUGUAGCGCUUCUCGCCGCCUUCGCCAAGACAGGAGACCCUAGUCCCAAGCCGGAUGACCAUCAGGAGACCGCUCUUUCCUGGCCCCGCUAUGAACUGAACACGCAACAAUAUUUAAGUAUAGGAACAAAGAUGCGUGUACGCAGCCACUACCGCGGCCAUAAGCUGUCUCUGUGGCUGCAUCUCAUUCCGCAGUUGCAUCGAGCCGGAGCGGCACCAGCCCAUCACCAAUUUCAGGAUCUUCACCCAGACAUGUUUGCCGGUGACAUAUUCCCUGAGAUGUACACAACCACAACCUCACUGGACGAAGAAGAGGAGAGCGAGGCUGAAGACAGCCUAGAAGCAGAGGAGUGUUCUCCUUCUCCCUCUGCACGUCCCGCUCUUGCCGCCCUACCGCCUCCCAGACCUUCCCCAAAAGAGGACUCGCUCACUUUGGACUCGCAAUACUACAGCUAUACGGUGGCGCUGGGCGUGACUGUGGGCGCAGGAUGCUUUCUGUUGGCGCUGAACUUAAUUGUAUUUGCUGGUAUUUAUCUGCAACGCGGCAAGCGGCGCGCUCGUUCAAGACCCCGACGUGAAGGCAGCGGGGCAUGCAGAGGAACCGCACUUACGGAGGCACUCACGUCGCCCCGGAAAAGCACGCUUAAGCGCAGCAGCGACUUAGAGUUGGUAGAAAGGCCGGCCACCGCCGCCCCACCGCCGAAGAAACGCGUGCAGAUACAAGAGAUCUCUGUAUAGACGAUUUCUGAACAAAUAUCGGUGCAAAUACGUUAAUGUUGCUGUGUGAAGUGUAUUAUAACAUUUUCUAGUGAGUUAUUAGUAAAAUCUAAGUAUACAGACCAUAUUUAUAAUGAUUCGUUAUUAUAUCAGUAUAAUGUUGUGAAAACGGUAUGUAGUAAGUGAUAUAAAAUUUGAAAUUAUGUAGCUCAAAUGAUAAACUAUCCCAAUGACCUCUGUAGUACUACUGCGAAUUAUGAAUGAACAUCAUAGUGAUAAUAUUCUUCGACUUUGGUUAAUUUAAUCGUGGUAUAUUGAUUAUUUCCAGCUUUCUGGGUAUCUCAGAUGUAAAUCUUCAAAAAUCCUUACCCAAUUUUUUUGCCGUCGUGUUUUUCUGCCGCAAACUUUUACCAAACAACACUGAGCUAACAUAAUUAUUUUACGAUAUGAAAAAAAAACAUAGAGGACAUUACUCAAUCCCUCAAUCCGCUGGCGCUACGCCCCAAAAAAAUUAUUUGCCUCCGAAACGAAAAAAACUUUAAGUGCUCCCUGUUCCGUGCCACCUACCACCAAUUGCUGGCAUUCAGCUGCAUCAGUUUCUUCACAACUCUUUCGGUCCACUGGCACUUAGGCCAACCUACUGGAAUCCGACUACUAAGCCGGUUCGAAUAAGCUUUCUUAACCCCCUAAUCACGGCCCACACUCAUGGUAGCUCUACGUUGUCAACAGUCCUAGUAUUCGCAUAAACUAUUGGGCUGGGUUACCUCGGCAUAUUUUCGGACUCUCCAAUGGUUUAUAAAUGGGUGUCCUUUUUGUCUCCAUGAUUUAGUAGAUAUACUGUUGUGUAAGAAUUAUUUUCUAGUAUUCUUCACAAAAAUGAGUUCGUGGGCGAGUUUAUUCUCAUGUUGCGAAAUGAUAGAACCAGCUUUUGCGGACGUCUACUACAAUUUAUGAUAUACCCUCAACACUAGUUAAGUAAGCAGUUAGGUUCAUGCGUCACAAUUUACCAGUGAGUGCAUUGUGCAGUUGAGUUCACUUGGGUGCAUGUUCCUGCAUCGCUGGGCCGCACAUUGCACAUGUCGACACCCGUCUAACCUCGUUACACAUGCCACCCCGUCACACAGCCUCGACGCACGACUUAACGACCCCUUGUUGAGAUGUCCGGCGGUAAACAAAACUUUUUACUAAGCAGUGUUGUUAGUGGCGUUAGCGAGGGACCCGUCCGAGUUCGUAGCUUCGAUCCCCUGUUGUGCAUUUUUCUUUACAUUUGCGCGCUGAAUACGCUCGUAAAGGGAAAACAUCGUGCGGAAACCUUAGACCAAACUUUACCGUGUAUUGGGCACACCUGAUCACUUGCGUAUUAGAAAGAAGAAUAUCACAUAACAAAUAUAGAAAUAUGUGACUAGGGUUUCUUGGUUUAAACAUUUAUUGCAUCCUUUUUAUAAUCCAAAUGAAAAUUUUAAUUCUCUCUCUAAAAUGAUUUGUUGUUCGGUGGAAGUUUAAGCAAACAAUGUACCAUUGUCGUACAGUAAGUGAGCGUCUUAGGGCGUGGUGUGAACUCAGAAUAAUUAAUCAUUCCGUAUGAUCGCGCACCGGGGAGCUGUCGCGAACUUGCCCCAUUCAUGGGCACGUUCCUUGCGACUUGUUUAUUCAAAGAAUUCAUUUUAAUUUUUCGAUGUAGUCCUCAACGCUUUACGAGUUCUUUUGUUCGUUGAAUUUCUGUAGUCUAGUCGCGGAUUGUUUAAAUAGUAUCGCGUUUUGCAAUUGUUUUGUUGUAUCUUCAAAAAAAUUUAUUGUGUCUGUUAUAUGUCGAAUUUUCUAUAUGUAAUUAAGAGUUAUAGAAAUCGUAUACGUUUUAUUAAAUCUGUGUAAAUAUAUACUUAUUUUCGUUCCUAACUAGUUGUAAGAUGUGUUUUGUAUCUACUAAUUAAGAUAUAUGAAUGAGAUAACAAGCGAAUCUUUAACAUUGUUUUAAAUAUUAAGUUAAAAUACGCUACAUUACUAGUUUGUUCUGGGCCUUGAUACCUUUACCUACCAAUUCGCCUUACAUUAUGGAAGUUUCCAAAGUUAAUACAAAAAUCGAUAAUUGGCCGGUUUUCCAGUUGGCAAGCACCGAUCUGGGAUAAGGUAUUAACGUUAUUUUCUUUACUUUAUAUAAAAUUGGAAAGAAAUUAUAAUAAUGGUAUCAUAAUACAAAUUUGUCAGCAUAUCAAUAUAAACUUUAUAUUCAACAAAGACUUUUACGUUACCUAGAAAUUGUGGGCUAACUAAAUAGUUCUUUUAGACAGAAAAUGUUUGUAAAAUUGGAAAAUUCUAUGAGUCCUUAAGUGGAAAAUUAUCCUUAUUUUUGUAGCUGUUUCAAAAAUCCAAAAAUAUUAUAUUUUUAGCGUUGACAAUCUAGAAAUGUAAUAGUAGUUUUCUGUACUAAAAUCACUGCCUUUAUUGGAACAUUUUAACACAAUAUUUUUUAGCUUGUCAUCUUCAUUAAAAACUAAAUCAGUCUAAUUUCAUUAUUUUUAUAAAGUACUUUUAAGUAUGUUUACGCUUGGUAUUUUAGUAUAAUGGUAUUUUAUUUAAGAUUUUAAAAACCAACAUUUCAGAUUAUU